AUGGAGAAAACUCCAAGACCGAAGACAUCCAGGAGGGAGAGGGAGACAGAAACCUUGGCUUCUCCAAAAGGUCACCCUCCAAGAGCCUCCAGUGCAGGGAGGCUCCCUGAGGCAUCAGCAGCAAGGAGGGAGAGGCCGAGGAAGGAGAAGUCAGGGACGAAGGAGCUGAAAAUGGAGAAGGAUGUGAAGGUGAAGUCCACUGUGGUGGAUGUGGACAACGUGAGGGUGGAUGAGGAGAAGGAGCAGAGUGAGGAGAACCUGGGGCUGCUGGAGGUGGGGGAGCAGGAGGAUGGUGUCAAGCACAGGAACCUGGGAGUGUUUGAGUGGCUACUGAUGGUCUUUGUUUUGACCCUGGUUCUUUGCUUCCUCCCGCUUUCCAUCUGGUUCUGUGUCAAAGUGGUGAGGGAGCAUGAGCGAGCCGUGAUCUUUCGCCUGGGCCAUCUGCUGAGGGGAAGGCCCAGGGGACCAGGCCUUCUGUUCUACCUUCCGUUCCUUGAUGUGUGUCAGAAAGUUGACAUCCGCCUGAAAAUGCUCAAGGUUCCACCUCACACGGUGGUGACGAAGGACUUGCUGAGGCCAGAGCUGAGCUCGGUGUGUUAUUACCGAGUAGAGAACGUGGCUCUGUGCAGCACGGCCGUGUCCAGCCUGACCUCGGUGCUUCAGACUCUGGUCCAGGCGGCAGCCAGAGACGUGCUGGCCCAACACAAAUUCACCCACAUCCAGUUGGACAGGAGGAGGCUCGGCCAGCAGAUACAGGCAGCUGCUGACUCUGUAGCCUGCCGCUGGGGUGUCAGGGUGGAGAGAACUGACAUAGAGGAGCUGAGUCUUCCUGCGGAGUUACAGCAGAGUCUGGCCGCUGAGGCAGAGACCAGGAGACAAGAUCAUGUCAAAGUAAAAGCAGCAGAUGGAGAGAGAGCUGCCUGGGAAGCAUUCAGAGCUUACCUCCACCUCCUCCACCCCACCCUGGUCCUUCCGCUACCCUCCGACUUCCUCAGCCUGACCCCUGACCUUUCACCCCUGCCUCCGCCACCACCUCCUCCCCCUCCCCCUACCACAGAGGAAGAGAUGAGGGAAGGGGAGCAGAUCCGUGAGGGGGAAUCGGGGACUGACUCACCCAUGAUGUGA
Molecule: messenger RNA, 1125 nt
Organism: Myripristis murdjan (pinecone soldierfish)
Lineage: Eukaryota; Metazoa; Chordata; Actinopteri; Holocentriformes; Holocentridae
Gene: nphs2
Product: NPHS2 stomatin family member, podocin
Exons: 7
Coding region: 1-1125 (374 amino acids)
Cellular component (GO): plasma membrane
Source: RefSeq, a predicted model, not a curated record